GGACUAUAGGAAAAGGACAUGGAUUCUUAUUUAUUAUUAAAGAGAAAAAGCCUCAAAUUCAUUAUUGAAGGAUGAAGUAGGUGGAAAUCUAUUUAUAUUUGUAACAUGAUUGGAGGCCUGUGACUUCCAGAUUGCAAAUCUACAUGCAUUUUUUACUUAGAUACAGUGUGGUGGAAAUCACAGACCAACAUUCUUAAAAUUAUUGUUUAUUGUUGUGUUUAUAGUUAGUCAAUAUCAUUAUUAGCCAACCCUUGUGCUAGAAUAGCCCCUGUUCUGUAUUAAUGCAUAGAAUAAACUGUUACUUCAAUGUAAUACACUCACAGUUGGCUCAUAUCCAAUAUGACUGCAUGAGGUGAUAUGCAUGCAACCUGUAUAAAAUGCAACAAAUCAAGUUUCAUUUAUUUUUAUAGUUUCAUUACUGCCAACUGGACAUAAUCCAAAUAGUCAAAUAUUAAGCUCAUCAUUUACAUGUGUACAAUACAAUUUUGGCUAUUUAUUUAAGCCAUGGAACUUUCUAUUCAUGAAAUUUCCACCAGAAAAAUCAGUAAAAAAUAAAUAAAUAAUAAACAUAAUAAAACGCAGACUAGCUCUUUGAGAAUCACUGCUUUACUAUAUUUGUACCCUGCUAAAAAAUAACAAUAAUAGAAACCCUCACAGAAUUUGUAAUGGUUUGUAAUGUAAUGGUUAUAAUGGAAACUGUAACGGUCUUCGUGGGACUCUACUGGUAAUUUGUAGCCUUCUGUUGGUGGCAUGUCGUGUCUAGUGAAUACCAUUAAGGACCGAUAAUGAUAAUGCUGAUGGUUUGUAAUGGUAUUUGUUGUGGUUUCUAUUCUUUUUUUUCCAACAGGGUAGUUAGGCAAUCAUUUUGUGGACGUUGCAGCUUUAAGAAAUUUAAUGACACGCCCACUUCCGGGUUGUUACUGAACCAUGCACUCUUUCUGAACAUCUUGCGAACUUUCAAUAGUAAAUAAGACGCUUUACAAUGAUUUGCAUUUUACUUGUUGCAGGUCAUGGUACUGUUUUAGAGACGCAGAUUAAGUAUGAUGUCACAGGCUUGUACACACAUCUAGCUGGGGUGCCAAAAGCAUUGCUACCUGGUGUUGGGGGGAAGAAAAUCCUAGAUUUUUGGUGGGAAACAGUCAACACGCGACAACUCUUCAGUGAAGUCUAUUUAGUCACAAAUGCAGAUAAGUACAAACAUUAUGAGCGGUGGGCAACUGCCAAUGACUUUCCAGUGGAGAACGUGGUGAAUGAUGGUAGCACCACUUUGGAGGAUCGGCUUGGGGCCGUCGCUGACUUGGAGUUGGUCAUCCGAAGCCGUCACCUUCAAGAUGACAUCAUGGUGAUUGCAGGAGACAUGCUUUGUUCUGACCAGAACUUUGACAUUGCUCAAGUUAUUCGUUUUUUUAGGUCUAAGUCUGGAGAUUUGGCUAUAUAUUAUGAGCUAGAAGAAGGGGAGAAAUGUUACUCCAGAGGCAUUGUAGAAGUAUGUCCAGAUUCUCAUAGGAUCAAGCGUUUCCUUGAGAAGCCACAGGAGGGCGUUACGGCAUCUCGUCUGGCCAGUGUGGUCUUCUACUGCCUCCGCAAAGAGACGCUAUCUCACAUCUCAGACUUCCUGCUCAAGCAGCCGGAUGUAGAAUACAGGACGUUCGGCAUGUUGUGGGAAUGGCUUAUAAAUGAAAAACAAUUGCCUGUGUAUGGAAUGAAGCUACCCACAGGGUUCCAGUUAAUUGGACAAGUGGGUCUGUCUGACUACACAAAAUGGCUUGCACACUACUCAACUAAACAGCAAGCGCUUCCAGCCAAACCCAUCACAUUCCGCUCUUAUGCCAGGGUUGGACUGAUGGGAAAUCCUUCUGAUGGCUUCAAUGGCAAAACCAUUGCUAUGACCAUCUCUAAUUUCUGGGCUGAAGUGACCCUAAUAGAAAGCCAGUCUUUGGUCCUCCUUCCUCAUCCACUGAAUGAUCCCACUGAGUUUGGCAGCCUACAGGAUCUGUUUCACAUCAGCCACAAAGAAGGGUAUUUGGGAGGGCUGAGACUGUUACAGGCCACCUGUAAGAAGUUUUAUCAGUUCUGCUCAAAUCAAGGCAUUGCUCUUACCAAGCAGAAUUUCACUCUAAAGUACGACACCAACAUUCCACGCCAAGUGGGCCUAGCUGGCAGUAGUGCAAUUGUAUCUGCUACCUUGAAGUGCCUGAUGAAAUUUUACAACCUCACUGAAGAUGAUCUUCCUAAACCAAUUCGAGCGAACUUUAUAUUGAAUGUGGAGACAGAUGAGCUCUUUAUCACAGCCGGGUUGCAGGACAGAGUGGUACAGGUGUAUGAGGGUUUGGUGUACAUGGACUUUAAUAAGGAGCUAAUGGACAAGCAAGGUUAUGGGGAGUACAUCUCUAUGGAUAUGAGCAGUCUUCCCACGUUUUGGUUAGCUUACUUGGGGGAUCCAAGUGACUCUGGCCGCAUUCAUAGCAAUGUGAGAGAGCGCUGGCUGAAGGGUGAACCUGAAGUGGUAGAUGCCAUGAAACGCUUCGCUAAUCUCACAGACCAGGCCCGGGGAGCCUUCGAAUCUAAGGACUGGCCCAGAUUGGCCCAGCUUAUGGAUGAAAACUUUGAACUGAGACGGUCUGUUUACACUGAAUCUUGUUUGGGCACAGGAAAUCUCAGAAUGGUACAAAUGGCGAGACAGCUUGGCUCUGCUGUGAAAUUACCGGGCAGUGGUGGUGCUGUAGUGGGCCUGUGUAUGGAUCCUGACCGAUUGGUGGAGAUGAAGAGAGCAUUCCAGGAGGCUGGCUGUGUUUUCUGCCUGGUUGUGCCCCACAGUCCAUCUUAAUGCGUGGGGUAUAAGUAAUUUUCCUAUGGACAACAUACAAUGAAUUAUAUUGCACUUCUGU
This is a messenger RNA of Ictalurus furcatus (blue catfish), 2888 nucleotides long. It is a transcript of the gene gkup, whose product is annotated as glucuronokinase with putative uridyl pyrophosphorylase. Gene Ontology annotation, molecular function: ATP binding; glucuronokinase activity. The record is from RefSeq and is a predicted model, not a curated record. NCBI's taxonomy places the organism in Eukaryota, Metazoa, Chordata, Actinopteri, Siluriformes, Ictaluridae. Gene Ontology annotation, biological process: biosynthetic process. The transcript is spliced from 23 exons. The coding region runs from base 983 to 2827 and encodes 614 amino acids.